Molecule: messenger RNA, 1703 nt
Organism: Rhizopus microsporus ATCC 52813
Lineage: Eukaryota; Fungi; Mucoromycota; Mucoromycetes; Mucorales; Rhizopodaceae
Exons: 3
Coding region: 148-1647 (499 amino acids)
Cellular component (GO): cytoplasm
Molecular function (GO): guanyl-nucleotide exchange factor activity
Source: RefSeq, a predicted model, not a curated record
CUUAUACACAAAAACACAUACUAAUGGAAAUUGAUAUGCCAGCUAGUACAGUAUACUCUUAUGACACAAACCUGGUGAAUUUAUGCCAACGCUUCUAUUCAUCUAGUUGAUAGCUCAGUUCCUUCGGGAAAAGCCUAUGUUAUUGGUAUGGGUGAGGCGUAUGGUGAAUUAGGCCUCGGUGAUGAUGCGACAAGUGUAACUCGCUUAACAUUGAUUGAAGCUCUCAAAGAUGAAGACAUUGUCGAUGUACAGUCAAGCUACAUGCAUUCACUAGCACUCACCAAAAAUGGUAAGAUUUGGAGCUGGGGAGGUAAUGAAUUUGGUGCUUUAGGAAGAGAGGGUAGUGAGUCUAUACCUCAGCCUAUCAACCAUGUAUCCAUUAAAUAUACAAAAUUCUCAAAGAUCGCUUGUGGUUAUACUUACUCUAUGGCUAUCUCUUCCAAGGGACAACUCUUCACCUGGGGUACAUUUAUGUCAAGCCAAGGAACAUUCGGCUAUAUUCCUGGUACAGACAUUCAGCGUUAUCCUCGCAUUGUGGGAGCUUUAGCCCAUGAAGUCUGCGUGGAGAUUGCAGUUGGGAAGCAUCAUUGUAUCUGCUUAACAAGUGACGGUAGCGUGUAUUCGUGGGGAUGCGGGGAGUACUGGCAGCUCGGUCGUAAAGUGUCUGAAAAACAUAUGCUGACAGAAAGUUUGACUCCACAAAGGUUAAACUUGAAGGACAUUAUCAGUAUCACAUGUGGUGCCUUUCAUUCUCUAGCCCUAGAUCAUCAGGGCCAACUCUAUACAUGGGGUCAAAACAAUUAUGGACAAUGUGGUGUUGCUCGAAGAAUAGCGAAGGAUAAGGUUAUAGAUGCCCCCAGUCUCAUACUGAAGCCUACUCUUGUCCCUUAUUUUGAUGAAAUCAAUAAAGAGCAACAGCAGCACUAUUAUCAGAGCAAGAAUCUACCAGAGUUAUAUGGAAGUCAUCACCAUACAAGCGUCUCUAGUCGCGAAAUCAAGAAAGAAUCAGAGAAUGAGGAAGAUGAUAAUGCGAGAGUGGUAAUCGACAACUCUAGAACGAAUAAUGUAGGUACUUCUUCUCGUGGAACAAAACGAGGCAAGGAACAACCACGUAAAGAAAGCAACCAAGCGCAUUCAAAUUCUAGAAAGAAGAACAAUGAAGAACAAAGUAACUCACUACAGCACAAGAACGUUUUUGAACCUUACGACAUCAAACACAUCGUAUCACUCGCUGCUGGUGAUCAUAGUUCUACAGUUCUGAUGAGCGAUAAUACGUUUGUAGUCUUUGGUAGAUGUGAAGAAGGACAAUUGGGUAUCCCUUUGUAUCCAGGCUUUAUUUAUCCAGGUAGUAAAGUCAACAUAACUAGCAAUCGGGUCUAUGCUAUAGGCUACCCUAUCGCAAGCCUGUGGGUACCCACAGAAAAAAUCAUAAAUCUCACCUGCGGCUGCAACAGUUCACUAGUGAUGACUGAGUCUGGCAAGUUAUUCUUUUGGGGGGUCCCUUUUUUUACACAAACGUCGGAAAACGGCCAUGAAAUAAUUUCUAGCCAGCGCUUGCCUGCUUUACUCAAAGAUGUGGUAGAAGAAAACAUGAGUAUCAUUUCCAUGUCUAUAGGCGAUAAUUAUGGUAUCUUUGUAAUUGAAUAAGCGCCACUGCGGUCAUCUUUUUGCAAUAAAGUGCGCUUUUUUAUAUCACACUUGUA